This is a messenger RNA of Manihot esculenta (cassava), 1777 nucleotides long. RefSeq names its product jasmonate-induced oxygenase 1. NCBI's taxonomy places the organism in Eukaryota, Viridiplantae, Streptophyta, Magnoliopsida, Malpighiales, Euphorbiaceae. Bases 493 to 1656 code for a protein of 387 amino acids. The record is from RefSeq and is a predicted model, not a curated record. The transcript is spliced from 7 exons.
GAUAUAAUAGUGGGAUGGUCUGGUUUAGGUUUGCGUAAAGAAAGCAAGAGCUGCGGAACCAGGAUAAGGAUCCCCGUUUUUGACCAUCACUCACGCGCCCACUGUAAAUGUACGGCAGUAAAAAAUACCCCACGCGUCGCAAAACCAUUUUCUGUUUGGUCAAAAAACAAUCUAUUACUCGCUGCGCCCAUCUCGACCUGCAUCUGAGAUUACCUCCAUCGGCCGACCUUGAUCUCCAUCUCUUCUCUGCUCUUUAGCUGGCCAUCACUCUUCAUAAUUAUUCAAUUCAGGGUAGUCACAUUUGAUUUCCUACUUUGGGUUAAAAGUCGGAGCUUCGGCAAAAGAGACGGAACUAAUGGUUCUGCCUGCCUUGACUGUGAAAUCUGUAUGAGUUGGGGAAGAACUUGCUGGUGCAUCUCACACUGCUGAAAGCUUUUUCUUUCUACUUUACUACACAACAAAAGUCGACUUCUUUGAAUAAACUGCACUUGCAUGGCUAGCUGGUCGUCCAUACAUCAAUGGGAAGCUAAAUUUCAGACCACAGCAAAGGUUUUUGAACUCAACAAACAAAAAGGUUUCCUAAAAAUUAAACAAAUGGAGGCAGGAGGAAGAAACACCAUAAUGAGAGUCCAAAGCCUAGUACAAGCAGGCCUAGCAGAGAUCCCUUCCCAAUAUAUCCAGCCUCAUGAGAACCGGCCCAUCGUUAAGAAAGAAAAUGGUGUUGGUGUUAUGGAUAUUCCAGUGAUUGACCUGUUUGGGUUCGAUUUGAAUCACAGAGAUUUAGUUAGAAAGGCAAUUGGUGAGGCUUGCAGGGAAUGGGGGGCAUUCCAUGUGACCAACCAUGGGGUUCCUAUCGAAUUAAUGAACCAGAUAAGAAGUGUUGGCUUAUCCUUUUUCAAUGAUUGCCCCUUCAAAGACAAGCUCAAGUAUGCAUGUGAUCCCACUUCUGCAGCGUCCGAAGGAUACGGGAGCAAGAUGCUUGUUGACAAUUGCAGUGUCUUGGAUUGGAGGGACUACUUCGACCAUCACACUCUACCUCUUUCCCGACGUAAUCCAUCUCGUUGGCCUAACUUCCUUCCCAAUUACAGGGAAGUUGUGGGGAAGUAUAGUGAUGAAAUGAAGGUGCUAGCUCAGAAGUUGUUGGGCCUCAUCUCAGAAAGUGUGGGACUACCAUCAUCUUGCAUUGAGGAUUCGGUUGGUGAAUUCUAUCAGAAUAUUACCAUCAGCUAUUACCCCCCUUGUCCUCAACCUGACCUUACACUAGGACUUCAGUCUCAUUCUGAUAUGGGUGCCAUCACUCUUUUGAUUCAAGAUCAAGUUGAGGGUCUUCAGGUUUUGAAGGAAUCUCAGUGGUUCACCGUGCAGCCUUUAUGUGAUGCCAUUGUUGUCAUUCUUUCUGAUCAAACUGAGAUUAUAACUAACGGGAAGUACAAGAGUGCUCAACAUCGAGCCAUAACUAAUUCAAGUCGGCCAAGACUCUCCAUUGCGACUUUUCACGACCCAGCGAAGACUAGGAAAAUAUCCCCUGCUUUUCAGCUUGUUAACGAGUCUUCCCCUCUCUACCGUGAGGUUAAUUAUGAAGACUACGUGUCAUCAUGGUACACUAAAGGCCCAGAAGGAAAACGAAACAUUGAUGUACUUCGAAUUAAUUGUUAGAUUAUUGGCCUUACAUUUAAUAGGGCACAUUAAGAAUUAUCAUGAAAGUUUUCAUAAUCCUAUUUGUAUUAAUGUAAACUUAUUUCAUUUUAUUUUUUAAUGGUUAGUCCAGUUCUCAUGA